CCACCAUGUUUCUUGCACUGUUGAUUCUGGGCCUUUCUGCCCUUAUUGCUCCUUCUGCCAGUCAAAGUUGCUAUGGUGAUAUAACUAGCCUUCAAACUCCGGUAAUAUCCUGUGGACCGGUAAAAACUAUAGGCUGUGGUGUUUCUGCUUCGGAAAAAAUUGCUGAAAUUGACAUAAUACAUCUAAGGUCAUAUAGAACCAUUAUUAGGAGAGUUGCCAAAAGCCUGUGUUUAGAACCAUCAUUGAUUGCUGCAAUCAUCUCUGUAGGGAGUCGUGUCGGUCAUCUACUAGAGAAUGGCUGGGACCAUCAGAGAGUUAGGUUUGGCUUGAUGCAGAUUGACAGAAGAUACUAUCCCAUUAGGGGAACAUGGAACAGUGAAGAACAUAUAAUUCAAGGAUCAACUAUUUUAACCAUUGCACUUAAAACUGUGCGGAAAACAUACCCUAGGUGGACCUGGGCACAACAGCUAAGAGGGGCACUUUGUGCCUAUCAUUCGAGGGACUGGAAAAUCCAGGUCUAUGAUGGAAGAGACUAUUGCAGUGGAGGCAAUGAUUAUGUUAAUAAUGUUAUCAUUCGAGCAAAGUAUUUCAAGAGAAUCGGAUUUUAAAUUCUAGGUGGCUUAAAGUUCCCUCUUUUCAGACAAACUAUAAUUCUCAUGAUUAUUAUGACAGAUGAGGAAAAAAUAAAUGCUUAAUAUACUAAUUGAAUAGUGACUGUAACUUCAAAAUUAAUUUUGCUGGGGGGUGUCCCAACAGUUGUGAAAUUGGAGUCACAUGUAAGUUAACUCCUCCUGCAACCUCACCCCAUUUAGUACCUCUUCUCAGUUUCUACUUUUCUUACUGCUAGGGUUGCAAAGGUAGCAGGCUGUAUUGUGCAGGAGGGAAUCUAAGACCUCAAUGCCUUUAUUUAAAAAAGUACAGCCAGCAAAUCUUAAUCUGCCAAGUGGCAGAGGAAUCCUCAUAUUCUUCUAUGCAGAGGAAAGUUAGGGGCAGUUCAUACAGCAUCCAGAGAGGAGAUGACAGGUGGUCUCCCUAUGUAUUUGUUAUAGUAGCCUUUUCCAUUCUCUCCCUAGUCAAAAGGGAAAAAGACCUCUUUGUCUCCAUAGGCUUCUUUCCUCUAGCUUAUUCCUACUAGAGAUAAAAAGCUUCUCUCUGGCUCCUCAGUACCUGUAAGGAACUUUAGUAGGCCAUUAUUAACUAAAGAGCAUCCUGCUAAGACAUCAAAGGACACACUAAUCCUCAGUUCAUGGUAUCCUCAACUUUCUUAUGAACCACAAACUCCACCCAGUGGCAGAUUUAGUCAGUUCCAACAAGUCAAAAUGAGCUGCACAGGGUCACAUCCAAAAGGGAAACUCUCUGGAGAGCACAAAAGGCACACAGAGUCAGUCCCUCUGGAGUAUAAAAAAUAAGAAAGCCAUUAAGAGCAGAAAAGGGCCCUACUUUUUGAUGAUCUUCCUAUGACUUGCAUAAUAAUGGCACUGCCUACUAAUAUAACCCUAACAUUUUUUCUGCCUUAGCUUUGGUGCAAUUAACAUGGUGCUUUCCAGAUUUUAAUCAUGAGCAGAUUGCCACACCUACCCUCCAUAAUGUCAUUCUUAAUAGGAAAGUUAAUUAACUAGUGAAAACUUCAUUUGAAAAUGUAUUUUCUUAGUGUGACUGGAUGUGGGUAUAUCAAUUUACUAAGAAACUGAAUAGAAGGAAAUUGUGUAUUAAAAUGUUUCAGCAUAUAAAAAUGGACUAAAAAAGGUCUGUGUUUGUAUGCAAGAAAAUACAGUGUUAACCAAUCCCCAAAAGCUUUGGCCUUAUUGACAUUUUAAAAAUUAUUGAAAAGUACACUUUUUUCAAAGUCUUGUAAUAAAAUGUUAAUGCUGAGCCUAAGUUAUUUGACCAUGGGUGAAUUUCUAGUCUCACUGAAGUCAAUGGGGUUUUGCUGUUUAUGUCAAUGGAGCCAGGAGUUCACUUUGUGAAUGUGAACAAAUGAAACAUUUACUAUGGAGUAAAUUGACUUGACUUGUAUUACAUGUCCACACGCUUUAUUUCUGAAAGAGGGGCAUUUUAUAAAAAUCAGACAGAUCACAGAAUCUUUACUAGGCCUGGUGGAGAGUAUAUACUGUUAUGGGUUCUUCUAGUCCAUUACAUAUUGUCUUGGCACUAAUGUUUGAGACGAUAGGGAUCCACGGUUCUCCAAUUUGGGAUGGACCCAGGCUUUUAUGCAAGAUGCUCAUGCCAUGGCGCUUAAAUCACUUUCACUUCAACAAAGCAACUUA
Alligator sinensis (Chinese alligator) is the source of this 2267-nucleotide messenger RNA. Its product is annotated as lysozyme g-like. Gene Ontology annotation, biological process: peptidoglycan catabolic process; defense response to Gram-positive bacterium. The transcript is spliced from 5 exons. Gene Ontology annotation, cellular component: extracellular region. The coding region runs from base 6 to 608 and encodes 200 amino acids. Gene Ontology annotation, molecular function: lysozyme activity. Lineage: Eukaryota; Metazoa; Chordata; Crocodylia; Alligatoridae. The record is from RefSeq and is a predicted model, not a curated record.